This is a messenger RNA of Theileria annulata, 552 nucleotides long. RefSeq lists its product as uncharacterized. NCBI's taxonomy places the organism in Eukaryota, Apicomplexa, Aconoidasida, Piroplasmida, Theileriidae. The record is from RefSeq and is a predicted model, not a curated record. The transcript is spliced from 4 exons. Bases 1 to 552 code for a protein of 183 amino acids.
AUGUUAUUUUUUCAUAAUUUUAAACAAUAUUACCGAUUUAAUUUUUUUAAAAGCAUUUCUAACAAAUACUUGUCAACUGCAACAACAUCAAAUGAACUAGAAUCCCUGGUGUCAAAUUGCCAUAAAUUGCUGGAGAAUCCGAAUUUGCUUCCUAAUCACGUUAAAAAAUUACAUAACUUAGCAUUACAAGUCCGUCCGGGGCGCGAAUUCCUCGGAAUAAGCCAAAGUGAUCUAUGUGUUAAUAAUCAACCACUUCUGAAUGCUAAAAGAAUCAUUUAUGCCAUAUACGACAAGGUUGAUCCUGAGUUUUACUUCGUUGCAUCAAGAGAACCAGCAGCUGUAGAUUUCUACAAGCUUUAUUUAAAUUCAAUAAAUCAUUCCAAUUCCAUCCAUCAUAACAACCCUCUUUCUAAGUGGAUUUCCAAGCAUGACUUUGAUUCAUUGGGCCUAUACAUUCUGGAAAGUAUUAAUACAACUAAAAUAAGCUUUAGAAAUCUAUCAAAGGCCAGACUGCUGUUCUGGAGAUCCCAUCAGUUUGUAACAUUUAAAUGA